Messenger RNA from Rhododendron vialii, 1015 nucleotides. RefSeq lists its product as uncharacterized. Gene Ontology annotation, molecular function: calcium ion binding. The record is from RefSeq and is a predicted model, not a curated record. Bases 136 to 636 code for a protein of 166 amino acids. NCBI's taxonomy places the organism in Eukaryota, Viridiplantae, Streptophyta, Magnoliopsida, Ericales, Ericaceae. The transcript is spliced from 3 exons.
UCUACUACGAUUAAAGCUCAUCGGACAUAAAAACAGCAGCAGGGGAUCUUUUCACGUCACUCGACAACAAUAACGAUGGGAAAGUGAGUCUCCAUGAAUUUCUAGGGUUUAUGUGGGCACAAAGGCCACGUAAAAAUGGGCAGUAGCCAAUUUUUCAAAGAACUCGACAACAACAACAAUGGAACCCUAGAAUUCAUGGAAGUUAUGGCUCUUUUCUACAUAAUCAAAAGCGGGAGGCCCUUUUGUGGCGGGUGUGGUGAGUUCAUCCCAGACAUGUAUUUCACUUGCUCCGUAUGCUUUGACAGCGGCAACGACUUGUUUUGCAUAUGUUCAAACUGUUUCCAACGCAACGACUUUAGCCAUCACCAUUCCCAGUUCUUGGAUAACUAUGCCUUGUUGGAAGCCAAGAGAAUGCAAGGGAUUGCUACUUGUUCGAACCAGCCCGAGCCAAGCUCAUCUGUUACCAUUACUGAAGAACCAACAUCCACAACAAAUGCUGUUGUUCUUUAUGAGCGACCCAAACCGCAAUGGAGGCAUCUUGCGCCCAGAGUGGUUGAGGUAUCGUUGAACGCGCUUGACUUUGCAUUGAACGCAGCCAAGAUCUACUGUACCAGCAACGUCUGUACUAUUAUGUGACAAGAAGUGCCGGCCUGCCGGGUGUUCGAGUAUAUGGUAAACUUGAUUGGAGGCAUAGAUGUGUUCGGAGUCAUUCGACAUACAUGCACGAAUCUAAGGACGGUAUCGUAGAACUCACGUGUACUAUCAGUCGACUUUGGAUUCUUCGCUAUCCAAUUAGUAUUUGUUUCCGAGGCAUUAUUUUUAUUUGAGACAUCGACUCCACGGCCGCAGCCAUUCACUCAGUGCCGAAGUUUAUUGCCUUUGAACCUCGAUAAUUUGAGCUUUUAAGACUCUUCGGAUUUUGCCAUAUUGUUUUGGUUAUAAAUGACCUGUAGUACUAUUGUAUCACUUUCUUGAUAGAUAAUCGAAUUUCCUUACAGCUAUUUAUUUCUUGCCA